AUGGAUCCGAGGUCUGGACCGCCGGUUCAAAGCCAGGAGAGUUUGAACCAAUCCCGUGAAGAAGAAGGCGAGGAGACACGUGCCAACAUCCGUGAUAUCCUCCAGGACCAAUGGAGGGAUGUCUUAUUCAGUGGUUGGUAUGCGGAUCGGAUUUUGUGGAAAGAAGACCGUGGCCUUUAUCGGGAUCGACUCGUGAUCGAUGCCUGCGAAACGACCGUGAUUCGCCAUGCCAAAAGCCUGUAUCGCAAACUCCGCAGACGCAUUCCCGAGGGACAAGUCUGCGGAAUGGCCAAAACGGACGAUGGCUCUGUGGCUUUAUUUGUCGAUUGGCCCCGGGGACAACACGCUUUGGGUCAUUACUGGUUCCUCAUCCAAGCUGCCACGUUCAGUCCGGAGUUGGGCGUGGAUUGGCGCAUCAAAGUGAUUCGGUCCGUAUUGGCCAGUGACCAAGGCGGUGCUAGUCCGUGUCCACAUUGCGGGAAAUGGCCUGUCCCAGGCUCUGGGUCAGCCCAUCUCGACCAGCCUUGGUCUACGGCAGAAAUCUACCGACAAUUUUCAAGUCACAUAAACUUAGCUUUUCGACCGGGUGAAUGGGUGGAAGAGACCCGGCCUUAUCUCUCCCUGAACAGUUUAGUCAACGGUCUCAAAUUUGUGAUGGUCUUUCUUAUGGCCUUGACCACAGGUUUGAUCAACUUUCUACCCCAAUUAGCUCGCUACUUGCAUGAUUUAAUUCUAGCCUGUUCGCAAUUGCUAAAACAGGCCACACCAUUUCUGCUGGGUUGCCUCGAUAUGGUCAGCAAAAUAGUGGGCGGAUUUUACUUAUUGGUGGCCAUGAUUUGGCGGGAUGCCCGCCAACCAGACAACCAAAGACCUAUUCCACCGCCCAGGGCCUUGAAUGGACCGGGUGGACCCGUUAGGCGGCCAUUGAUACCUCCAUCGAGUUUCGAAAGGGCCGCCAGGGUUCGCCCGAACCCUCGAUUUUCUGAUGUUUCGUGAUGCGUGAUAGUUUGAAUACUUAUAAAUUGAAAAUAGAAAAUGUUUUUGAAUCAUGA
Messenger RNA from Tigriopus californicus, 1052 nucleotides. RefSeq lists its product as uncharacterized. The record is from RefSeq and is a predicted model, not a curated record. The transcript is spliced from 2 exons. NCBI's taxonomy places the organism in Eukaryota, Metazoa, Arthropoda, Copepoda, Harpacticoida, Harpacticidae. Bases 1 to 996 code for a protein of 331 amino acids.